Messenger RNA from Coregonus sp. 'balchen', 14370 nucleotides. The record is from the annotation of a GenBank genome assembly. Lineage: Eukaryota; Metazoa; Chordata; Actinopteri; Salmoniformes; Salmonidae.
AUGAGCUCCAGUCUGGUCAACUCUCUUGCCAAGGUGUACGACCCCAACCCUCUUCACGGUCAGAAACUGGCCGGGACCAAGCUGAUACGUGCACCCACUGGACCUGACAAACAACCCCUCACACCAUCCUCACCCUCUUCCUCCUCCUUCUCCUCCUCCUCUUCUCCGGCAAUUGCUCCAUGGUGCGUUGAGACUGAAAGCCGCAUGGACUCUCUAAGCAGCCAGAUGGAGCGUCUGCUUAACCUCCAGGAGACCGUCCUCACCCGGCUGGACAGCCUGUCCCAGGACCUGGGGGGUGUGGGGCGGGAGGUGGCCUCUCUCCGGGCCGGGGCCUGGGGGUCGGCUGGAGGUCUGGGCCAGACCCAGGGUAAGACCCAGAUCCAGGGGGUGGAGGUGGAGGGUCAGGCCCAGGAGGUGACUGCGGCCUGCAGGGUGCUCCAGGGGGUGGUGCAGGAGGCCAGCCAGCGGGUGGAGCAGCAGGGGCAGAGGCUGGAGGGAGUGGAGAGGUUGGUGGAGGGCAUGCAUCAGGUCAUCGGUUUCAUCGGAGAGGUGGUGAAAAGCUCCCUGCUGGCUGAGCUGCUGUUUAAUAAGCCUGGAGGCUGUAAAGUGGCUAAGACCAAGCAAGCCAGGAAGGUGAGUUUGUAUGGGACACUACACACACCACACGCCCUGAGGAAGCCAUUAACUGAAAUGUAUGCCAGUGUGUGGUGUAUGAAGACAUGUUGCUAUGAAAGAAAAUGUAAAGCUUCAAUUGUAAAUCAUAAUCAAGUGAGUGCUGACCCUUUUUUCCAUUUUUAUAUUGAAUCCAGGGCUCUGUAUCUUAAUAUCAGGGCUGACACUCCAUUGCUGGUCCUCUUUGUAUCUUGAUCAGAGGCUUUGCUAGGUUGUAGUUGUAUAUGCUAGCUUGAAUCACCACUCAAAAUGUUGAAUGUCCAUAAUCAGCCCUGGUCAUAUCAGAUACACAGCAGUGGAGAGAACUAUAGUAUCUGUAAAAUGAGACAAAUAAUUUGUCUCUGAGAGUUACGAUUAGGGUUCCUUAGCAUUAUGUGGGCUAAAUUCACAGUGAAGGAGUCUAGAAGUCAUAGAGACUGAGCCAGACAUUUAUAGAGGAGAAUUGUGUUAGUGGAUAACUCUCUGAAUGUGUGAAAUGACUCCACAUGAUUCAUCAGUCUACCAGCUGGACAGUUGGCUUUGUGGAGGCAUCUCAACAUAUCCAGCAUGGCUAACACUGUGCAUGUUAGCCAUGCUUAGUCAUGUAACUAUCCUUCAACCAUUGUAUGGAGGGCGUAUGGAUGUACUAUUCUCAAGGCUGGGAUAAUAUUGCCCAACCCUAGAACUAAAGGCAACUGAAGCCCUUGUGGGGAUUUUAGAUGACUGGUGUCGAUUUUAUUAGCGGCCAACAUAUUUUGGGUUUAACAAAUGUCGAACCAAGUACCAUGUGUGUCUGUAUUCUUUGUGCUUAUGUAUUCAGGCUACAUAUUGACAUUGUGUGUUUAUCGUUGUGUGUCUGUACGUUUGUGUGAACUGAACAAUACUGUACUCUUUGUAUGUGUGUGUGAGUGUGCGUACAUGAGUCUAUGCGUGUGUGUGAGUUUAAGUGUGUGUGCGUGUGUUGAGGUACCGGUAUCAUUUAUACCUGCUUUCUGCUGAUUCAGUAGCUCUGGUUGGGCCAUGGCAUGUACCCCUGCAAUGGAUAGCAGCCGUUUUACGGGCUCCUGACAAAUUCUGCUAUUUUGUGUGUUUUUUUGCGCUGAUCGUAACUUUUCUUUUUUGCAUUAUGUUUCUGACAUUGUUUCCUAUGACCGAAAAGAGCUUCUGGACAUCAGAACAUAUACAUUUACAUUUUAGUCAUUUAGCAGACACUCUUAUCCAGAGCGACUUACAGUUAGUGAAUACAUUAUUAUUUUUUUAUACUGGCCCCCCGUGGGAAUCAAACCCACAACCCUGGCGUUGCAAACGCCAUGCUCUAUCAACUGAGCUACAUCCCUGCCGGCCAUUCCCUCCCCUACCCUGGACGACGCUGGGCCAAUUGUGCACCGCCCAUGAGUCUCCCGGUCGCGGCCGGCUGCGACAGAGACUGGAUUCGAACCAGGAUCUCUAGUGGUACAGUUAGCACUGCGAUGCAGUGCCUUAGACCACUGCGCCACUCAGGAGUCUAGUGAUCACUAACCUCAAUUUGGAUGAAGAUUUCGACUUCAACGAGUCAGAGGCGCAGGACAUACUGCUCAACCCGGACCAGGCCCUAAUCACCAAGACUCGGAAGAGAAAAAGGCGGUGAAAGAGAGGCCGAUGUGAAGGCACCCUGAUGAAAAUAGAUUGGCGAAUACAUAAUCCGCCUCUACCCUCCAUUCUAUUGGUGAACAUACAAUCACUGGAGAACAAACUGGACGUGCUCCGUUUCGAGACUAUCCUAUAAACAGAACCUGAAGAGUUGUAAUAUCCUAUGUUUCUCGGAGUCGUGGCUGAACAAGGACAUGUUUAAUAUACUGUACAUCUAGCUGGUUUUUCUAUUCAUCGGCAGGACAGAACGGCAGCGUCGGGUAAGCUCAAGGGGAGAGGUGUGUGUCUCUUUGUUAACAGCAGCUGGUGCGCAAUCUCUAAUAUUAAGGAAGUCUCGAGGUUCUGCUCGCCUGAGUUAGAAUUCCUCAUGAUAAGCUGUAGACCAUACUAUAACAAGAGAGUUUCCAUCUAUAUUUUUUGUAGCUGUCUAUUCACCGCCAUGAACCACAUACAAGUAGCGGUAUAGGGCCAUAAGCAAACAAGAAAAUGCUCAUCCAGAGGCGCUCCUAGUGGCCGGUGAUUUUAAUGCAAGGAAACUGAAAUCCGUCUUACUUAAUUUCUACCAACAUUUCUGCAACUAGAAGCGAAAAAACUAUAGAUCACCUUUACUCCACACACAGAAACACAUACAAAGCUCUCCCUCGCUCUCCAUUUGUCAAAUCUGACCAUAACUCUAUCCUCUUGAUUCCUGCAUACAAGCAAAAACUCAAACAGGAAGUACUAUGUUCCGAGAUUGAUCCGAUGGCAUUGAGGAAUUUACCACAUCAGUGAUUAUACUGUACAUACAUAUCCCAACCAGAAGUAAUGGUUUACAGGUAACAUCCGCACUGAGUUAAAGGCUAGAGCUGACGCUUUCAAGGAGCGGGACACUAAUCCGGAUGCUUAUAAGAAAUCCUGCUACGCGCUCCGACAAACCAUCAUGCAGACAGAGCGUCAAUACAGGACUAAGAUCGAAUCCUACUACACCGGCUCAGACGCUCAUCGAAUGUGGUAGGGCUUGCAAACUAUCACGAAUUACAAAGGCAAACCUAAACACAAGCUGCCCAGUGACGUGAGCCUACCAGAUGAGCUAACUGCCUUCUAUGCUCACUUCAAGGCAAGCAACACUGAACCAGCUCUUCCGGACGACUGUGUGAUCACGCUCUCCAUAGCCAAUGUGAGUAAGACCUUUAAACAGGUUAACAUUCACAAGGCUGCAGGGCCAGACGGAUUAACAGGAUGUGUACUCAGAGCAUGCGUUGACCAGCUGGCCAGUGUCUUCACUGAUAUUUUCAAACAGACCACCAUAGUCCCUGUGUCCAAGAACGCCAAGGUACUAUCGCACCAUAGCACUCACAUCUGUAGCCAUGAAAUGCUUUGAAACUCAUGGCUCACAUGAACACCAUCAUCCCAGCCUCUCCCUCAGCGCAGCAAGACAAAGGAGCUGUUCAUGGACUACAGGAAACUAAGGAUCUAUCAUGGUCUACACACACCAACACAGUGAAGAAGAGGGCACUACAAUGCCUCUUCCCCCUCGGAUCCUCAAACCGUUAUACAGCACAUAAUUAGUUGCAUGGAUUCACUAUGUGUGCAAUAAUAGUGUUUAACAUAAUUUUUUAUGACUACCUCAUCUCUGUACCCCACACAUACAAUUAUCUGUAAGGUCCAUCAGUCGAAUUUCAACCACAAAAACCAGGGAGUCCAAUGCCUCACAAAGAAGGGCAUCUAUUGGUAGAUGGGUAAAAAAAAAGCAGACAUUGAAUAUCCCUUUGAGCAUGAAGUUAUAAAUUACACUUUGGAUGGUGAAUAAUACACCCAGUCACUACAAAGAUACAGAAGUCCUUCCUAACUCAGUUGCCGGAGAGAAGGAAACCACUCAGGGAUUUCUCCAUGAGGCCAUUGGUGACUUUAAAACAGUUACUGAGUUUAAUCUCUGUGAUAGGAGAAAACUGAGGACGGAUCAACAAAAUUGUAGUUACUCCACAAUACUAACCUAAUUGACAGAGUGCAACGAAGGACAUUUGUACAGAAUACAAAUAUUCCAAAACAUGCAUCUGGUUUGCAACAAGGCACUAAAGUAAUUUCUGCAUAAAAUCUGCCAAAGCAAUUACCUUUUUGUCCUGAAUACAAAGUGUUAUGUUUGGGGCAUAUCCAAUACAACACAGUACUGAAUAUCACUCUCCAUAUUUUCAAGCAUAGUGGUGGCUGCUUCGUGUUAUGAGUAUGCUUGUAAUCGUUAAGGAGACUAGGGAGUUUUCCAGGAUUAAAAAGAAAGGAAAUGGAGCAAAGCAUAGGCAAGAUCCUAGAGGAAAACCUGGUCCAGUCUGCUUUCCACCAGACACUGGGAGAGUAAUUCACCUUUCAGAAGGACAAUAACCUAAAACACAAGGCCAAAUCUGCACUGGAGAUGCUUACCAAGAAGACCGUGAAUGUUCCUGAGUGGCUGAGUUACAGUUUUGACUUCACUCUGCUUGAAAAUCUAUGGCAAGACCUGAAAAUGGUUCUCUAGCAAUGAUCAACAACCAAUUUCGCAGCUUGAAGAAUAUUGAAAAUAAUAAUGGGCAAAUGUUGCACAAUCAAGGUGUGGAAAGCUCUUGGAGACUUACCCAGAAAGACCCACAGCUGUAAUCACUGCCAAAGGUGAUUCUAACAUGUAUUGACUCAGUGGGUUGAAUAUUUAUCUAAUCAAGAUACAGUGGCUUGCGAAAGUAUUCACCCCCCUUGGCAUUUUUCCUAUUUUGUUGCCUUACAACCUGGAAUUAAGAUGGAUUUUUUGGGGUUUGUAUCAUUUGAUUUACACAACAUGCCUAUUUUUUUAUUGUGAAACAAACAAGAAAUAAGACCAGAAAACAGAAAACUUCAGCGUGCAUAACUAUUUACCCCCCCAAAGUCAAUACUUUGUAGAGCCACCUUUUGCAGCAAUUACAGCUGCAAGUCUCUUGGGGUAUGUCUCUAUAAGCUUGGCACAUCUAGCCACUGGGAUCUUUGCCCAUUCUUCAAGGCAAAACUGCUCCAGCUUCUUCAAGUUGGUUGGGUUCCGCUGGUGUACAGCAAUCUUUAAGUCACACCACAGAUUCUCAAUUGGAUUGAGGUCUGGGCUUUGACUAGGCCAUUCCAAGACAUUUAAAUGUUUCCCCUUAAACCACUCAAGUGUUGCUUUAGCAGUAUGCUUAGGGUCAUUGUCCUGCUGGAAGGUGAACCUCCGUCCCAGUCUCAAAUCUCUAGAAGACUGAAACAGGUUUCCCUCAAUAAUUCCCCUGUAUUUAGCACCAUCAUUCCUUAAAUUCUGACCAGUUUCCCAGUACCUGCUGAUGAAAAACAUCCCCACAGCAUGAUGCUGCCACCACCAUGCUUCACUGUGGGGAUAGUGUUCUCCUGAUGAUGAAGAGGUGUUGGGUUUGCGCCAGACAUAGCCUUUUCCGUGAUGGCCAAAAAGCUCAAUUGUAGUAUCAUCUGUCCAGAGUACCUUCUUCCAUAUGUUUGGUGAGUCUCCCACAUUCCUUUUGGCGAACACCAAAUGUGUUUGCUUAUUUAUUUAUUUAAGCAAUGGCUUUUUUCUGGCCACUCUUCCGUAAAGCCCAGCUCUGUGGAGUGUACGGCUUAAAGUGGUCCUAUGGACAGAUACUCCAAUCUCCACUCUGGAGCUUUGCAGCUCCUUCAGGGUUAUCUUUGGUAUCUUUGUUGCCUCUCUGAUUAAUGCCCUCCUUGCCUGGUUCGUGAGUUUUGGUUGGCGGCCCUCUCUUGGCAGGUUUGUUGUGGUGCCAUAUUCUUUCAAUGUUUUAAUAAUGGAUUUAAUGGUGCUCCGUGGGAUGUUCAAAGUUUCUGAUAUUUUUUUGGAUUUGGAAUGGAUUUAAGGGUGCCCAACCCUGAUCUGUACUUCUCCACAACUUUGUCCCUGACCUGUUUGGAGAGCUCCUUGGUCUUCAUGGUGCCGCUUGCUUGGUGGUGCCCCUUGCUCAGUGGUGUUGCAGACUCUGGCCUUUCAGAACAGGUGUAUAUAUACUGAGAUCAUGUGACAGAUCAUGUGACACUUAGAUUGCACACAGGUGGACUUUAUUUAACAAAUUAUUUGACUUCUGAAGGUAAUUGGUUGCAGCAGAUUUUAUUUAGGGACUUCAUAGCAAAGGGGGUGAAAUACAUAUGCAUGUACCACUUUUCCGUUAUUUAUUUUGUAUCAUUAUUUUUACCAAGUUAUUUUUUCAUUUCACUUCACCAAUUUGGACUAUUUUGUGUAUGUCCAUUACAUGAAAUCCAAAUAAAAAUCAAUUUAAAUUACAGGUUGUAAUGCAACAAAAUAGGAAAAACGCCAAGGGGGAUGAAUACUUAUGCAAGCACUAGUAGUGAUUAGUGAUUUAUGUUUCAUGAAGUUUUUACAAAUGUUCAAAUUUUUCUUUCACUUUGACAUUACAGAGUAUUUUAUGUAGAUCGUUGACAAAGAUAUGGCAAUUAAAUCCAUUUGAAUCCAAUUUUUAACACAACAAAAUAGAAAAGUCAAGGGGUGUGAAUACUUUCUGUAGAGACUGUAUACUUCCAUUCAUUUUCUAAACUGGUACCGGGCUACCUUCAGGCGAGUCUUGUGAGGCUUGUGUGUGUCCUGGAGCAAAACAAGACUCACCUUUCCAUAGAGGGUUCAUAUUAGUGUGUAGCCCAAACUGUUUGGACGCUACAGACAGAAGUUGGCAGAUCGGCGGUAUUGACUUCAGAGGAGUCCCGUGAUACAGACGUUUUCGUGAGAAGACCGAUUUUCGGGAUGUCUUCUGGUCUGACAAACACCGCUGUAGCUCGGCCACCUUCUAACUGAUAUCUCUAGCUUAAACAGACAGAUUUUGAUGGGGAUUUCUCCAGUUUGCAAUGAAAGUUUAAUGUUUCUAUGCCUCCUCUCUCCCUGUCAGCUAAAGGACAAUGGGAUGAGGGAUGGGAAGGACAAGGCCAAACUCAGCCUGAAGUGCCUGAAAGCCCAGAAGAAGAAGCCUCCAGAUGCAUCAGGUAGCAGAGAUAGACACACCAACUUCACCUCAACUAAAUAAAUGUAAAUGAAAUAGAGCAGGAGUGCUCUUUGGUAAUACAUGUCCAAUGAAGGGUGCUCUUUGAAAAUAAGGAUGAUCGUUCCAGGUAAAUAAAGAUGUUGAUGGGGUGAAUCUAACCCAAAGCAUGAUGUUGUCUUUUCUGUUUGUCCAUCCUCAGACUCUGUAGAGGCCCUCCUUCUAGACCAGGUAGAGAAGCUCAACAGGCAGAAUGCUGAGCGUUCCCAUGGUAAUGGGGUGGUCCUGGACAUGCCCCGCGCCCUCGUCGUACAACCAGAGGACCUGGAGGAUCUAGAGGGGAAGGAGGAGGAGAAGAGGAAAACCCCUGAGCAGGAGGAAGAGCAGAGGGCCAGGGAGGAAGAGGAAGAGGAGGGUGAUAUAUUUGGUGAAUCUGAACCUGAGGAAGAGGAGGGAGGAGAGGAAGGGGCACUGAAGAUUAAGGUGGAGCACGUUCAAGAGGAAGACUUGGAGAAUAGAAGGGAAGGAGGGGAGAAAGAGUCAUCAGAACCUCUAGAAAGGUACCUUUCGACACUCAACCCAUCUUAUGACAUUACUAUGACUGCAAAUCUCAACUUCUGUAUACGUUUACCAAAAUAACUACUGGCUAAUUACUUAACACAAUUGAUAGUUGUUUUGAUAUUUGUUUGAUGUUUGUUUGUUAUUUAGUUCUGAGGAGUUAGGUGAAGUGGCUGCCAGCAGUAAACGUGGCGUCAAAGAGGAGUAUUUGUUGAAAGACGACUUAAAAAAGAGUCGAGUGGAGGACAGGAAAGAGGCGGAGGAGGAGGAAGGAGGAGUUCCUGAGGGGGCAGAGCUUCAGGCUGCCCAAUCAGAGGCAGAGAAGACGGAGCAGGAAGAGGAGGUGGAUAAUGGACAGCCAAAAGAGUACAUCAUUGGUGAGGUUCAUUAUUUUGCAGAAUGGGAAACUGACAAAAGUUUGAAAACAAAGCUAAUUUUGAGUUUUUUUGCCAUUGUGGCAACAUUCCUAAAAUAAAAUAAGGUAUUGAGAUAUCUUCUGUAAAUGAAGUGAAGUAUCUUCAUAUUACCUUGUAUGGGCAAGCAGGCUGAUAAACAUUAAGAAAUCCUAUCUACUACUGUCUUUCUAGUUAGGGACAUUAGACUUUCAGUCACUCACACUACAGGUCACUUUACUUAAAGGGAUACUUCGGGAUUCAUCUGACUCUACUUCCCCAGAGUCAGAUGAACUCGUGGAUACGAUGUUUAUGUCACUGUGUCCAGAAUGAAGGAAGUUAAAGGUAGUUUCAAGAGCCAAUGCUAACUAGCGUUUGCGCAAUGACUGGAAGUCUAUGGGUAUCUACUAGUAUGCUAGUAGAUACCUAUAACUUCCAGACAUUGCGCUAACGCUAGUUAGCAAUUGCGCUAGUGCUAGUUAGCAACUACCUUCAAACUGCACGCAAAGACAUAGAAAUGGUAUCCACGAGUUCAUCUGACUCUGGGGAAGUAGAUAAAAGGCCUCAUUGACAAAAUCCCGAAGUAUCCCUUUAACACUAUGCAUGUAUGAAGUUCACGAACAUGACACAGCUGGCAUAUUGGAUUAUGAAAUGCUGGCAUGACACCAUAUGAUCUGUUUGGUUACUAAGACAGAACAGACACUAAUCUAUCUUCUGUAUGCUCCUCCCUAUCCUCGCUUCUGUCCCCUCACUCCCUUUCUGGCCAUCUAUAUCCCUUAUCCCUUAUCCCUCUCCUUUCCUCCAUCUCUCUCUUCUCUCCAGACUCUAGCCCUCCGCCAGCAGCCCCCUUUGACCACCGCAUCGUGACUCCUAAACCUCACCAGGUUACUACCUUCUACACCAUUAACAGAGAGGAGGUCCUAGGAGGGUGAGUCGUGAGGAGAGAGAGAGAGAGAGAGAGAGAGAGAGAGAGAGAGAGAGAGAGAUAGAGAGAGAGAGAGAGAGAGAGAGAGAGAGAGAUAGAGAGAGAGAUAGAGAAGAGAGAGAGGAGAGAGAGAGAGAGAGAGAGAGAGAGAGAGAGAGAGAGAGAAUGGCAGGCCCAGGCAGGGGACUCAUAAUACACUCACAGUUCAAUUAGACCCUCAAACACACGCUACACUGAAACCCCAACCUCAGCUCUCAUAACACCACAGUCAGGCCAUUUAUUUUUACUCCACGGUAUGUGAAACACACACACACACACACGCACACUCCCCCCCAGCUGUAAUGAUAUCAGGGGAAAUCUCAUACCUGUGGUGGGGCCAGUUACAGUAUUUUCCAGAGCUGUUCUAAUUGCCCCCUCAAUGGCAGAUGAUUAGACGGCUCAGGGGGCAUUUAUUACGCAAUGACAGAGUGUGUGUGUGUGUGUGUGUGUGUGUGCGCAUGCAGUGGUGGAAAAAGUACCCAAUUGUCAUACUUGAGAAAAAGUAAAGAUACCUUAAUAGAAAAUGACUCAAGUAAAAGUGAAAGUCACCCAGUAAACUACUUGAGUAAAAGUAUACAAUUAUUUGGUUUAAAAUAUACUUAAGAAUCAAAAGUAAAAGUAUAAAUCAUUUUAAAUUCCUUAUAUUAAGCAAGCCAGACGUCACAAUUUUCUUGUUUUUAAAAAUAACGGAUAGCCAGAGGCACACUCCAACAUGCAGACAUAAUUUAGUGAGUCCAUCAGAUCAGAGGCAGUAGGGAUGACCAGGAUUUUCCAGGACAGGAAAAUUGAAUUUGACAAUUUUCCUGUCCUGCUAAGCGUUUAAAAUGUAACGAGUACCUUUCGGUGUCAGGGAAAAUGUAUGGAGUAUAAAGUAAAAAAUUUUCUUUAAGAAUGUGGUGAAGUAAAAGUAAAAGUAGUCCAAAAUAUAAUAGUAAAGUACAGAUACCCCAAAAAAACAACCUAAGUUGUACUUUGAACAAUUUUUUACUUAAGUACUUUACACCACUGUGUGUGUGUGUGUGUGUGUGACAGGUGUCUCUGAAGCAACCAGCCAACCAGAAAGUGUUAAACCCAGGCUCUGUAUCUGUUGAUUACUGUAUUACUGCUCUGCACGCUAACACAUCUCCCAGAUAGCUGCAAUAGUGACACAUAAUUCAUAUUACUGAUUGACGUCAUUACAGAGAGAGAGUGCGUUUGCCAUGCCAUGCCUACGCCCUACAAUGACAACCCCAAAAGCCUGAUAUAGAAAAGGAAACAUUACUAUAAAGUUAUUACUGUACUAUCCUUAGCUUAGCCUAGACAAAAAGAACAGGGUGUCCCGAAGCAUCACUGUUUAUGAAUGUGUUUCUCUGUAUGUGACUUUGGGUUCAUAGGGGACGUUUUGGACAAGUCCAUAAAUGCGUAGAGAACUCUUCUGGACUGAAGUUGGCUGCCAAGAUUAUCAAAGCCAAGAGCCAGAAAGAGAAGGUAAAGACCUUGAUCUAAAUAUUAGACCUGAAAUAUAUACUUUAAAAUAGGCCUCCCAGGUAUACAUUUCAGACAUUGAUAGCAUAUGCCUUGUAGAAUGUGUGUGUCCCAAAUGACACCCUAUUCACUACCUAGUGCACUACUUUUGAUUAGGGCCCUGGUCAAAAGUAAUGCUCUACAUAGGGAAUAUGGUGCCAUUUGGAAAGAAGCCAUUGAUAUCAGUUGUACAGUAUGUGUCCAAUGUCCCCACCAUGAAGAUGGAUGGAUAUUUUAUCAUAGCACAACGCCAUAAAGAAUAGAAUAACAUUUUUAAAUAGAUAUAGCUUAAUCACCCUAAUACCCACGGCACAUGUGGCAAUAUGUCAGUCAGUCUCAUCUCAGCUUAGUGUGACAUGUGAGAUGAGAUAGCCGUCAGAUGUCUGUGGCAGUGCAUAGCUGAAUGAUUACGUUAUCAUUUUAGAUAUUCAUAAAGUGUAGUUAGCCUACCAAAACCAGGGUCAAAGCCGUAACUGGCUCAGGUUUCUGUGUGGUACUGUAGGUCUCAAUAACGGACCACGCUGGGGUUGUGUGUCUGUGUGUCUGUGUGUCUGUCUGUGUGUCUGUCGAUCUAAUGUUUAAUGUAUUGGCCUGUUUCCCAGGACGUGGUGAAGAAUGAGAUCCAGGUGAUGAACCAGCUGAAUCAUGCCAACCUGAUCCAGCUCUACGCUGCCUUCGAGUCACGCCACGACAUCAUCCUCGUCAUGGAAUAGUGGGUCCCCCUCUCUCUCUCUUUCUCUCUGUGUAUAUACAGGUAUAUAUAUGUAUAUGUGUGUGUGUAUUCAUGAGUUUGCGUCUGUGGCCUUCGAAAUGUUUGAAUCCUUUUGAAGAUUCAAAUAAAGUAUCUAAAGUGUGUGUAUUUCUCCUCUUUGCGCUACACCGUAUCUCACCUCUCCAUAUUCCUGUGUGUGAUGGUAUCUCUCUCCGCUCUUCCACCUAGAAUGUGUGUGACUGUAUUUCUCACUUCUAUACAGUGUGGAUGGUGGGGAGCUGUUUGACCGGAUCAUAGAUGAGAACUACAACCUGACAGAGCUAGACACGGUGCUGUUCAUCCGACAGAUCUGUGAGGGACUACAGUACAUGCACAAGAUGUACAUCUUACAUCUAGACCUCAAGGUAUAUGACUCACUCUCUAGGUCUUCAUUUGUUAUUCAAAUCAAAUCAAAUUCUAUUUGUCACAUGCGCCGAAUACAACCUUACCGUGAAAUGCUUACUUACGAGCCCUUAACCAACAAUGCAGUUCAAGAAAUAGAGUUAAGAAAAGAUUUACAAAAUAAACAUAAAAAAAAAAUAAAAAAAAAUAACGAGGCUAUAUACAGGGGGUACCAGUACCGAGUCAAUGUGCGGGGGUACAGGUUAGUUGAGGUAAUUUGUACAUGUAGGUAGGGAUAAAGUGACUAUGCAUAGAUAAUAAACAGCGAGUAGCAGCAGUGUAAAAACAAAGGGGGGGGGGGGGGGGGGGGGGGGGGGGGGGGGACUGUUACAGGAGGGGGUUAGAGUUCCGGAGCAACCCACUAGGUGUCAUCCUCCGACAACCUUAGGCACCUCCUUUUUCACAGUCUGGACUAAUCAUUAUACUAUUGGUGUCACCUGUGUCUACCUGUUAACCUGUGUAUUUAUGCCCUCACUUCCCUGUGUUCCCUUGCUCAGUUUUCUCUGCUAGUUUCUCUAUGUCCAGCAGUACUACUCAGUGUCUGAUCGGAGACCUAUGUACAGGUACUUGAGAAGUGUUCUCCCUGUUUGGUUAUUUGUUUCAGUCAUUGGUAGUAUUUCGUAUUUUGGCUGUCAGCCGGUUUUUGGAGACUUAUUUGCUCCGCCUUUCUUUUAUCGUGAUAAGUCUGUUAUUUUGUAUUCUGGCUUCGGGACCACCAGUAAAGAUCUUUGUUUCACCAUCUCUGCCUACUGCCUACUGUAUAUCCUGCACCGCACCUGGGUCACACCUCACACCAACCCUUACAGGGGGCUCAGUGUAAAUAGUCAGGGUGGCCAUUUGAUUAAUUGUUCAGCAGUCUUAUGGAUUGGGGUUAGAAGCUGUUAAGGAGCCUUUUGGACCUAGACUUGGCACUCCGGUACUGCUUGCUGUGCGGUAGCAGAGAAAAUAGUCUAUGAGUUGGGUGACUGGAGUCUUUGACAAUUUUUUGGGCCUUCCUCUGACACCGUCUAGUAUAUAAGUCCUGGAUGGUCGGAAGCUUGGCCCCAGUGAUGUACUGGGCGGUACGCACUAACCUCUGUAGCGCCUUACAGUCAGAUGCCGAGCAGUUGCCUUACCAGGAGGUGAUGCAACCGGUAAGGAUGCUCUCGAUGGUGCAGCUGAAUAACUUUUUGAGGAUCCAUCUCUUUCCCAUUUUCUCCUCUGCCUAUUUCUCUUUCUUGAUUACCUUGCCUGUAUCACCACCUUUCUGUCAUCGUCUUAGAAUAGGUAGCUAGUUUCUUUGUCUCACUCUUUUGUGUUCUUUCCUAGCCGGAGAACAUUCUGUGUGUGAGCAGAGCUACAAACAAGAUCAAAAUAAUUGACUUUGGGCUUGCAAGAAGGUAAGAUACAAAUAUAUACAGUACCAUACAACAUUUUCGACACAACUACUCAUUUAAGGGUUUUUAUUUUUGUGCAAAGCUGUUAUCAAGGCAAAGGGUGGCUGCUUUGAAGAAUCUCAAAUAUAAAAUAUAUGUUGAUUUGUUUAACACUUUUUUGGUUACUACAUGAUUCCAUAUGUGUUAUUUCAUAGUUCUGAUGUCUUCACUAUUAUUAUACAAUGUAGAAAAUAGUAAAAAUAAAGAAAAACCCUUGAACGAGUAGGUGUGUCGAAACAUUUGACUGGUACUGUAUAUAUGGUCUAUUUCUCUGUCUCUCUUUAGGUGCAUUCUCUACACGUGUUUACCACUCUUCUCUCCUCAUUCCCUCCUCUAUCCCUGUCUCAGGUAUAAGCCCAGGGAAAAAUUGAGGGUUAAUUUUGGAACGCCGGAAUUCCUAGCUCCGGAAGUCAUCAACUAUGAAUUUGUUUCAUUCCCUACGGACAUGUGGAGUCUGGGGGUCAUCACAUACAUGCUGUGAGUCCUCAUAAACAACAUUUACAUUAUCAUACUCACAUUCAGUACACAAGCUACCUACCCUAAGAUGUGGAUGGGUGACAUCAAAAAUACACUACAGCGACAUGGUUCUAACUCAAUGUGCUGUCCCCUAAAUAACACUAUUCAAAGGAAACCAGCUCCCGCACAACGGGGCAUGCAUGGUAUUAAUAGCUAACAUUUCAGCCUCCUAGCCUUUUGUCAGAGCUUUUUGGAUCACUUAUCCUCACAGUCAUCACUGUGUCUCACCUCUCUCGCUGUGCCUCCAGGCUGACUGGUCUGUCUCCAUUCCUGGGUGACGAUGACAAUGAGACUCUGAACAACAUCCUGGCCUGUCAGUGGAACUUUGAGGAGGAGGAGUUUACAGACAUCUCUGAGGAGGCCAAAGACUUCAUCACACGCCUGCUGGUCAAGAGCAAUAGGUGAAAAUUACUGUGUGUUACUUUGUGUGUGUGUGUUCUCUAAGGUUGUAUUAUUAUUCAGUUGUUGACCUGUGUAUCGCUGUGAUAGUGUGUGUUUCAAUCAUGCAUGUGUGUUUGUGGGUGUGUUCCCUAGUUGGAGGAUGAGUGCCUCACAGUCACUGAAACAUUCCUGGCUGUCGGACCGUAAUCUUCACUACCGCCUGCAUCAGAAGGUAGAACCCACAUAG